GCGUCGCAGAUCGAUGGCCAGUCGGUUUGGUAUUGAUAAUUGAUCUGAUGAAGCUUCGGUGACUGAUGACCUGCGCUCUGGGAGGACUUUGGUUUUGUUCCUUCCUGUCUAAUGGGCCAGUUACGGUUCCGGUCCGUCAUGGUCCGACCGGAAAUCUGAACUGAUAAACAGAAGCUGAUCGAUGCGCGCGGAGCUGAAUGAGAGGAUUGAUCAGCAAUGGAGGACCGGGUCUCCGAGCCCAGCCUGGUUCUGGUCUUCAGCGGGAAGAGGAAGUCCGGAAAAGAUUACGUGGCGGAGCUGAUCCAGAAGAGGUUGGGCUCUGACGUCUGCUGCAUCCUGCGCCUGUCUGGACCCCUAAAGGAGCAGUAUGCUCAGGAACACGGUCUGGACCUGGACCAGUUGAUGGGUCCUGGACCUUAUAAGGAGCAGUAUCGAGCUGACAUGAUUCGCUGGGGAGAAUCUCGCCGCCGCCAGGACCCCGGCUUCUUCUGUCGCCUGGCGAGCAGAGGAGCCUGCCAACCAGUGUGGGUGGUGAGCGACGCGCGGCGGCUCUCGGACCUGCAGUGGUUCCAGGCAGAGUUUCCUCAACAGACUCAAAGUGUCAGAGUUCAAAGUUCAGAGAAGACCAGGUCACAGAGGGGGUGGAGCUUCACUGCAGGUGUCGACGAUGCAGAGUCGGAGUGCGGUCUGGACAACGGAGUUGAAUUUGAUUGGAUUGUAAUUAAUGAAGCCGACGCCCCCUCGUUGGACAAGCAGCUGCGUCCAAUCUUGCAGCUUGCUGAGGAAGCAGCUUCAACAUCAUCAUCAUCAUCAUCAGUAAAUCAAAGCUGAUCAUCAGUGACUGAUCAGGUGGUCCCGCCCACAGAACUAACAGGUUGACCUAACCUGCAGCUCAGGUGUUUCAGAGCAGCUGCUGCAGGUGGUCCGGCAUGUUUAAAGAAGGGAGGACGGCAUGCUUUCAGCAGGAUGAACUACAAAACUUUAUUGUUCAGCUGAUCAAUAAAGUUUUAUUUAACACCU
Pelmatolapia mariae (spotted tilapia) is the source of this 1020-nucleotide messenger RNA. RefSeq names its product phosphomevalonate kinase (gene pmvk). The record is from RefSeq and is a predicted model, not a curated record. The transcript is spliced from 5 exons. NCBI's taxonomy places the organism in Eukaryota, Metazoa, Chordata, Actinopteri, Cichliformes, Cichlidae. Gene Ontology annotation, cellular component: cytoplasm. Gene Ontology annotation, molecular function: phosphomevalonate kinase activity. Bases 217 to 831 code for a protein of 204 amino acids. Gene Ontology annotation, biological process: cholesterol biosynthetic process; isopentenyl diphosphate biosynthetic process, mevalonate pathway.